AUGUGUCUCCUGCCCAGCCUUCCACUAUGGUUAACAAUCGGAUCCUCAUUUUGGGGGGGGGGGGGGGGCGUGUCAGGCUUGACCACAGCCACGGCUCUGUCAAAACUCGCGCCAGCGCAUGUUACACCUAAAAUCGAUAUCUGCGAGAUCCGGCCACACCCUGGUACCGUGGGCGGUGCCAUCAACUUGACACCAAAUGCGCUCCGACUGCUCGACUAUCUGGGCGUAUACCAGAAAAUACGCGAUCGCCGCUACGGCAUCACAGUCAACGCUGUCGAAGUGUUUUCCAUACACCAUCGCAACAAAUUGGCCGAGUCGUCAUUUCGAGGUCCGAAUGACGAAGGUAUUGGCAGUCCACCUUAUAAGGCAAUCCGCAUAACACGAGCCAAUCUCAUGCAUGCCCUCAUCGCUACCCUUUCAACGUACCCCGCUAUCAUACUUCAUCUCGACCACCGGUGUCUAUCGAUCGAACAGUCUCCACUAUCAGAUGGCAUCACCGCUACAUUUAGCAACUCUUCAACUUACACAGGCUCACUGCCUCUUGGCUGCGAUGGAGUCCACUCCUUCACUCGGAAUAGUCAUGUCGACCCAGACCGCAAGCAGCUAUACACUGGGGUGUCGAACGCCUUCGGAUUUCUACCACUCACAGAUGAAGACAGAACCGCAGCUCAUUUCGAAGUAUCGGCACUCAAUUUUGCACCUAAAGGCUUGCUGCUGACCAGCUAUCACGAAGAGACAAGGAGUGAAGGUUAUGUGGGCGCGAUCAUCACCAUGGAGGACGUCGGCAGUAGAGACGGAUGGAAAGCAAAAGGCGAAGAUGCGCAAGGCGUGAAGCAAGACAUGCUUGAGCGGUUUGCUGGAAUGAACACCCGGUUACCCAUUGUCAGUGACUGGCUGUCAAGGGUGGAAGGGUGGUUCAUGUGGCCGGUCUACAUGGUGGAGAAUGGCGGAGCAGGACGCUGGAGCCGUGGACGAGCAAUGCUGCUUGGUGAUGCAGCACACGCCAUGCCGCCUCAGGGCGAGAGCACUGGAAUAGUUAUUGAGCAUGGUGUUCUGUUUGCUCGGUGCCUUUGGGCAAAAUUGGCCGGCCGUGAUACAGGCGUUUCGUGGGACCCCAGCAAGGUGACGAAGGCAUUCGAGGCAUAUGAAACGCUCCGUCGACCAAGGAUCGAGGCAGCAUGCAAGGAGAGCAUGGCUGUUUUUCACAGCGUAAAGGAGAUGGGUAGAUUCGGGUUCUGGCUGAAGACUUGCAUUAUCCCGAUCUUCCUGCAUCUCACUCGCGGCAAGCGCCAAAAGCACUUCGAGGAAGACGUAACAAGGAGCUACCUUGGCUUUGACGGUGUCCAUGCUGAACCUGAGCAUGCGCAUAGCACUGUCUUGUUGUAUUCUUCGGGUCCAUGGUGGACACAAGAUUCGUGGAAUCCGGCGGAUGUGGCAAAGCUCUGGCAAGCAUGGGCCGCAACGACGUUGUCCAGACUGUGGUACAGAAUCUGGCGAUCGCGGUCUUGGACAACCAAAGCAGAAUGA
Cyphellophora attinorum is the source of this 1527-nucleotide messenger RNA. RefSeq lists its product as uncharacterized. Gene Ontology annotation, molecular function: monooxygenase activity; FAD binding. The record is from RefSeq and is a predicted model, not a curated record. Bases 1 to 1527 code for a protein of 508 amino acids. The transcript has 3 exons. Lineage: Eukaryota; Fungi; Ascomycota; Eurotiomycetes; Chaetothyriales; Cyphellophoraceae.